This is a messenger RNA of Panicum virgatum (switchgrass), 1817 nucleotides long. RefSeq names its product probable glucan endo-1,3-beta-glucosidase A6. The record is from RefSeq and is a predicted model, not a curated record. The transcript is spliced from 3 exons. NCBI's taxonomy places the organism in Eukaryota, Viridiplantae, Streptophyta, Magnoliopsida, Poales, Poaceae. Gene Ontology annotation, molecular function: hydrolase activity, hydrolyzing O-glycosyl compounds. Gene Ontology annotation, biological process: carbohydrate metabolic process. The coding region runs from base 135 to 1577 and encodes 480 amino acids. Gene Ontology annotation, cellular component: plasma membrane.
CCGCUCUUCUACGAGAGGACGCCGCUUCCCAUCCCCGAGACAGCAACGGUUGACCCGGGCUCCGAGAAGGCGAGAACACCAACGCCAGGCAGCCUCCAACAGAGCAGACGCCAGAGGGAGCCGUGGCAGCAUCCAUGGCCGCCGCCCCGCCGCUCCGGGCUCUCCUCCUGCUGCUCUGCACCGCCUUCUCCGUCCACAUGGCAGCGGCGCACGGGGCGAGCGCCGGCGGCCACGGGCUCGGCGUCAACUACGGCCGGGUGGCGGACGACAUCCCCUCGCCGCGGCGGUCCGUGGAGCUGCUCCGCGCGGCGGGCGCCGGGUCCGUCAAGAUCUACGACGCCAACCCGGGCGUGCUCCGCGCGCUGGCGGGCACGCGCUGGCCCGUCUCCAUCAUGGUGCCCAACGAGAUCAUCCCGGACAUCGCCGCCUCGCCCGCCGCCGCGGGCCGCUGGGUCGCCGACAACCUGGUCCCGUACUACCCGGCGACGCGGGUCAAGUUCCUGCUUGUGGGGAACGAGAUCCUCUCCGACUACUCCAUCGUCAACUCCACCUGGACGCGCCUCGUCCCGGCGAUGGAGAACAUCCACCUCAGCCUCCGCAAGCGGGGCAUCAGCAGCGUCAAGAUCGGCACCACGCUCGCCAUGGACGCUCUCGCCGACGGCGCCUUCCCGCGCCCGCCGUCCGCCGCGGCCUUCCGCCCCGACAUCGCCGAGUCCGUCGUGCGCCCGCUGCUGCACUUCCUGAACGGGACCAACUCCUACUACUUCGUCGACGCCUACCCCUACUUCGUCUGGGCGGGCAACAACCUCACCGUCUCGCUCGACUACGCGCUCUUCCAGGGCGGACGCACCCGCUACGUUGACCCGGGCACCGGGCUGACAUACACCAACAUGCUCGACGAAAUGCUUGACGCGGUGGCCAUAGCGAUGGCGAAGCUCGGGUACGGCGGCGUCAAGCUAGCCGUCGCGGAGACUGGGUGGCCCAACGGCUGCGACUUCGACCAGAUUGGCGGCAACGUCCACAAUGCCGCCAUCUACAACAGGAAUCUCGCGGCACGGAUGGCCAAGAACCCUGGCACGCCGCUCCGGCCGGGAGCGAAGAUGCCGGUGUUCGUGUUCUCUCUCUACAACGAGGACCUCAAGGGCGGGCCCGGCACCGAGCGGCAUUGGGGUCUGUACUACGCCAACGGUACGGCAGUCUACGAGAUCGACCUCACCGGUCGGCGGCCGCUGUGGUCGUACCCGCCACUGCCGGCGCCGGAGAACAACACACCGUACAAGGGGCCAAUAUGGUGCGUCGUGUCGGCCGCCGCCAGCAAGAAGCGGAACGAGACGGCGGUGGGGAACGCGCUAUCCUACGCGUGCGGGCAAGGAAAUGGGACCUGCGACGCCAUUCAACCCGGGAAGCAGUGCUACCUGCCGAACACGACGGUGGCUCACGCCAGCUACGCGUUCAAUUCGUACUGGCAGCAGUUCAGGAAGAUUGGAGCGACGUGCUACUUCAACAACCUCGCGGAGCAGACUAUCGAAGACCCAAGCCAUGGAUCCUGCAAGUUCCGCAGCUCGUUGGGCUCCUGACUGACUGCCUGGGAGAACGGAGUGGGAUAGAAACAUGUGAUUCCUGAUUUUGUGUAAUCCUAGUUUAGACGGGUUUGGUUGGGAGCUAGGGGAGGGGACGUGCUUCUGGCCACCAUAGAUGUUCCCUCACUUCUUACUCGGACUUCGGCUGUAACAGCGGAGACUUUGCUCGGUUGCUCGGUGCUCACUUCAGAAUCAGAAACGGGAGGUGGAAGUUCGCUUGCCAAUUUGCCAUGCUUG